ACACUACGUGUGUACCCUUCUCACCUGACACAAACACACAACUAAGUUAAAACCGGGUGUUGUCUCAAAGCUCCCUUUCUGUCAAAAUCCCCAAACAUUUCCCAAUUUCGCAGCCCAAUUCAAUCCAACAUGCCGAAGAAGAUGGGCAUCAACAGCAAGGCUGAGGCCGCUCGUGCUCGAAAGACCGCCACCGAGUCGGAGCGCAAGGAGCGGGAGGCUCGCGAGAAGGAAGAGCAGUACUGGCGUGAAGCGGAGGGUUCAAAAUCCCGAUCCGCCAAGAAGCGUGAGGAGGAAUCUGAGAAAAAAGCGGAAGCCAUUGCGCGGCGGGCAGAGGCACGCAGGUUGGCCGAGAUGGAAGAAAAGGAGAUUGAGAAAGCCAUGAAGAAGCCGGAUAAAAAGGCGAACCGGGUAGCUAUUCCGGUGCCUAAAGUGACGGAGGCUGAAUUGAGUAGGCGGAGAGAGGAGGAGCAGGCGGAGUUGGCUAAGAAAGCUGAAGAGAUGAAGAAAAAACAGGCUAGGACUGCUGCGGAGGAAGAGUACGAGAGGAUGGUGUUGGUUGCCAAUACUAAUAGAGAUGACUCGAUUAUUGAGGCUAGGACUGUUGAGGAUGCAAUAGCUCAGAUGUCUGUUACCGAUAGUUUGCCUGUUGAUAAGCAUCCUGAGAGGAGGCUUAAGGCAUCUUUUAAGGCUUUUGAAGAAGCUGAGCUUCCUAAACUCAAGGCAGAGAAACCAGGGCUUACUCAUAACCAAUACAAGGACAUGAUAUGGAAGCUAUGGAAGAAAUCUCCUGACAAUCCUCUUAAUCAGGUUGCAGAUUAGUGAAUGAAUGCUGCUGCAUUUUCAGACCAGAUAGUGAGCAAGAAAAGAAAGCCUCGAGUUUGAUUGCCAGAGAAUGAUCCCUUGGGCAGACUGUCAAGGAGAUUAUGCAAGUCCAGGAGCUUGUAUCGCUUAUAACUUUUAUGUACUUGUCGGCCUACUAAAUUUGGAGUGUCUGCUCAUACUGUAAAAAACUUGAUUUGAUUAAUAAUGCUAUCUACUACCCUUUCGGGCACAAGUGGGGCUCUUCU
This is a messenger RNA of Ricinus communis (castor bean), 1067 nucleotides long. Its product is annotated as coiled-coil domain-containing protein 124. NCBI's taxonomy places the organism in Eukaryota, Viridiplantae, Streptophyta, Magnoliopsida, Malpighiales, Euphorbiaceae. The coding region runs from base 130 to 819 and encodes 229 amino acids. The transcript has 3 exons. Gene Ontology annotation, cellular component: nucleus. Gene Ontology annotation, biological process: transcription by RNA polymerase II. The record is from RefSeq and is a predicted model, not a curated record. Gene Ontology annotation, molecular function: transcription coactivator activity.